This is a messenger RNA of Lemur catta (Ring-tailed lemur), 3485 nucleotides long. RefSeq names its product defective in cullin neddylation 1 domain containing 2 (gene DCUN1D2). Gene Ontology annotation, cellular component: ubiquitin ligase complex. Bases 1254 to 1988 code for a protein of 244 amino acids. The transcript is spliced from 8 exons. Gene Ontology annotation, biological process: positive regulation of ubiquitin-protein transferase activity; protein neddylation. NCBI's taxonomy places the organism in Eukaryota, Metazoa, Chordata, Mammalia, Primates, Lemuridae. The record is from RefSeq and is a predicted model, not a curated record. Gene Ontology annotation, molecular function: cullin family protein binding; ubiquitin-like protein binding; ubiquitin conjugating enzyme binding.
GUGUGUACACGUGUGUGCGAGGAGGCCGUGGGCAGGUGCUGACUUGGGUGCUCAGGGAGCUGCGCCCCCGCGGGCGAGACGGACGCUGAACAGGCCCCGCGUCCUCGCGGUUGGGGUGUGCUCGGGAGAGACCGUCCGGAACCGGGGACGGGGGCGGGGGAGCGGGGUCAGGUGCGGAGGUCACGGAGGCGUGGCCAAAGUAAGGCGCGAGCCGGACUCCCAGGACUGAGGGGGAAGCGGCCGGAGACGCAGCGGGGCGAGGGGCGCAGCCGCGUGCGCGCCCCCGGGGAGCGGGAGGUCCGCCUGCAGGGCGCGGAGGGGCUUCUGCGGCAGAAUGGCGCGACCGGAGCUGCCGCGGAGACCGCAGCCACGCGGUGCAGUCUGCUCCCCCAGACUGCCUUUGUCCUAGUGGUGGCGGGAGGCUGCUGCAAGGAUUGGAAGGUUCCAACGGGGACACAGGAUGGCUGGCCAGAGGAACAAGAGCGGCAGCAACCGAGAGGGUAGUGUGUAAAGGGGGAGGUGCAGUCAUAGGUGCUGCGUGAUGGAACGGCUGAAAAGGUCCCACUGACUUCGGCAGGUACAGGCUUUGGUGACAGUUGGGCCAGGCCAGCGGGGAAUGAAAGGACCAUUCAGCCAUCGGAGAGGUUGAAGAUUCAAGAAUGUGAAUUUAACCCCGCCCCACCCCCGGGCCUGCUCUACAGCAGAACAAAGUGAUCAAGUUUAUGUAGUUUAUUUGAUCAAAAUAGUUGCCCUGUCAAGCUUCUUCCUCCUCCUAGUCAUUAGUGCCUGAACUUGAAGCCAAAGAAGACCCUGCAGAUGGGCCCCUGCGGUGACGUGAGGGCCUUGUCUUGUUUCAUCAGAGGGCUAGGUGUGUGUCACAAAGACAGUACUGAGAUUUUUAGGAAAAAAUACUGUUAUACUUCAUGCAAAGCGAACUGGGUAGAGAUCAAAAUGUAUUUUGUAUAAAAUAUUACAAUUUUUCAAAGAUUAGAACAGGUAUUUGUUACUAUGGAGCUGCUGUCAUUUCCGUUUUCAGACUCGGCAGCCUUUUAACUGAUGAAGAGCAAGGCUUUGUCUUCUGUAGUUCUGAGGUGACGUGAGUCACCCAGUGAGAAAACUAAGUCCAGUUAAGAUACAGGCAUUAGGGGUAGAGGCUGAAAUGGACCCUGGAGAGGCUUCAUUGGCUUUCCUGCUUCUUUUGCAUCUCGAAGCAUAAGCUUAAAGCAUCUCAGAAGGACAAGGUCCGCCAGUUCAUGGCGUGUACGCAGGCUGGCGAAAGAACUGCUAUCUACUGCUUAACGCAGAAUGAGUGGAAACUGGACGAGGCCACGGACAGCUUCUUCCAAAACCCAGACUCCUUCCACAGGGAGUCCGUGCGGAACGUGGUGGACAGGAAGAAGCUGGAGCAGCUGUACGGCAGGUAUAAAGACCCACAGGAUGAAAACAAAAUUGGAAUUGAUGGGAUCCAGCAGUUUUGUGAUGAUUUAAGCCUAGACCCUGCCAGCAUCAGCGUUUUGGUCAUAGCCUGGAAGUUCAGGGCAGCAACGCAAUGUGAAUUUAGCAAAAAGGAAUUUGUAGAUGGCAUGACAGAGCUUGGGUGCGAUAGCACAGAGAAGCUAAAGGCUCUUCUGCCAAGACUGGAACAAGAGCUUAAGGACACAGCGAAGUUUAAAGACUUUUAUCAGUUUACCUUUACCUUUGCUAAGAACCCUGGGCAGAAAGGUUUAGAUUUAGAAAUGGCUGUUGCAUAUUGGAAAUUAGUAUUAUCUGGAAGGUUUAAAUUUUUGGAUCUUUGGAACACGUUCUUACUGGAACAUCACAAAAGAUCAAUUCCAAGGGACACUUGGAACCUUCUGCUGGAUUUUGGAAACAUGAUUGCAGAUGACAUGUCUAACUACGAUGAAGAAGGGGCCUGGCCGGUUCUCAUAGACGAUUUUGUAGAGUAUGCGCGGCCAGUAGUCACCGGCGGGAAACGCAGCCCUUUCUAGGCGGAGAAUGGAGAUGGGUGGAGAUGAUAAAGUGAACCGCACCUGCGUGGAGACAGCCUGGGCAGGGCUGCGCAGUCGCGCCGACGGCGGCAGCAGGAGCCUCUGCUGUGCGUGUGGGUGCCGUGAGGAGCUCCUCAGAAGAUAGCUGCUUUGGGGUGCUCGGAGAUCGGUCAUCAUAGCUGCUGCUUUAGGAGAUUUCUGCAUGACCUUUAUGUUUACCAAAAGUCACAGCCUGCUUGCAGGAGCGCAGCGCGUGCCGUGCGCCUCGUGGGUCAAGAGGAGCACCAGCAGUCAGCAAACCCCUGCUGAAAUACGUUGUAACAUCACUGAAAGCAGACUGUGUCCGCGGUGGGAUGUUGUAUUUUUACGUGCGUCACAGCUGUUAAAAAUGUGCCCUGCAGAAGAGGAUCUUGCCACGGAGUCCAGUGUUUUUUAAAGUUGGUGCCAGUAAUUAAAGAUUUAUAUUUUUGAAUUAUGAAAUACCAAGAUUUACCAGAUCUAUUUUUCUUUUCAUUUUCUCUAGAUGUUCAUCUGAAAAUCAUUUUAUAGUUUUUAACACGUCGUGACAGUGCACAGCGUCGGCCCAGGGAGUCAGUCCAGCAGAGCUGUGUUUUAAACUGUGCAAGUCCGUGGGCUGUUUUACUUCCAGUAGUGUUGUUUGAACCUCCUGAGGAGUUUCGUAAGGUAUUUUUUAAAAUAUAUUUUAUUAUAUUUAAAAAGAUGUUUUUCCAUGGAGAGAGUCUUUCUUUAAUGAGUGAUGAAUUAGAGAUUUGAACACCAAAUGAGUUGACUCCUCUCACCAGUCCGUGACACCCACAACAUCUGGCAUCCUGCCCUUUGUACAGUGUGCACACUUGGAAGCUAAAAUGUACAUCGUUGUCCAGAAAAUCCCUGAACCUCUGUCGUGUUGGUGGGCCAAGGUCUCUCCUCUCACCAUGUUGGCCAGGUCAGGCAGGGCUGGCCGUCACGGCCCAGGCGGGAGCCCCUGCGCCCACAUCCCUAACAUCGGGUUGUGGACGUAUGUGUUGACCCUGCCUCACGCCUGCCCAGACCUUCACGCCAUGGCGGGCCUUGCUGCCCUGCCCGCAGCAGAGCGGGAGCGUCGCUGGGUUGCGUGGGGAGGAGAGUCUGGCAGGCGUGCUGUGCACAAAGCGCCCAGACCUGCGGCUUGACCGGCUUCACGAGUGGGACUCGCGGCGUGCUUUGGGACACGUCUCCUUACCACCUGAGUCUCGUGAGCUCUGCCACCGUGUGAACUGCUGAUGCUUCUGAACGGGACUCCUGCACACGGGGUAGCAGGGCUCGGAGGACUGGAAGAGACUUGCAGCCUAGAGACCCCAGCCCAGGCUGGCUCUUCCCCGGCCGUGUGGCAGGCAAGCCGCGUGGCCGUCCCCAAGCCCUGCGUCUGCAUCUGCAGAGGGCAGCUGGGCCGGCUCUGCCUUGACAGUCUGUGACUCUCAGCAUUUGUUUAAUAGAAUAAAACAUCAGAAUGUUAAA